AUGAGCGCCAGCGAUGACGAGACCUAUACGAUCCCGAUAAAAGACCAGCGCUAUUUCGGCGCCGGACUCAAGCGCAACCGCGUCAAGUUUGUGCCGGCCUCCUCGCCCGCCACCCCGCAGCCCAGCGCCUCCGGCCCUGAAGUGAGCGACCUAUACCUGUCCAUUGUCGGCGGAAGCAGCAGCGCUCAGUCGACGCCCGAAGCCAGCGGCGCGACUGUCGCCUCUGCGUCUGCGCCGGAGACGUGCCCCGUCUGCGACCUCCCGCUGGCCGAGGGCCACGAAAGCAGCCUGGCGCACCAGGUGUGUGUGCAGCAUUCGCACCCGCCGUCGGCCAUAGAGCGCAGCCGGAAAGGCCUGUCCUUUCUCCAGGCACACGGCUGGGACCCGGAUAGCAGGAAGGGCCUGGGCAAGGGCGGCGAGGGCAUUCUCCAUCCGAUCAAGCUCAAGGAAAAGAAUGACACGGUUGGCCUUGGCAUGAAGGUGCCGAAGAAUGCGGCCCCCAAAGCCAAGGUCGAGAAGCUGAACGCGAAGGAGGUGCGCAAGAACGAGGAGCAGGCCAAACGCCGGAAGGAGCAGCUGCAGAGGCUGUUCUAUUCCAGCGACGACGUGCUGCGCUACCUGGGCGAGGGCUAG
Messenger RNA from Lasiodiplodia theobromae, 633 nucleotides. Its product is annotated as G-patch domain-containing protein. Gene Ontology annotation, molecular function: nucleic acid binding. Lineage: Eukaryota; Fungi; Ascomycota; Dothideomycetes; Botryosphaeriales; Botryosphaeriaceae. The record is from RefSeq and is a predicted model, not a curated record. The coding region runs from base 1 to 633 and encodes 210 amino acids. The transcript has a single exon.